Messenger RNA from Populus trichocarpa (black cottonwood), 3601 nucleotides. Its product is annotated as lipoxygenase 6, chloroplastic. Gene Ontology annotation, molecular function: metal ion binding; oxidoreductase activity, acting on single donors with incorporation of molecular oxygen, incorporation of two atoms of oxygen; protein binding. NCBI's taxonomy places the organism in Eukaryota, Viridiplantae, Streptophyta, Magnoliopsida, Malpighiales, Salicaceae. Gene Ontology annotation, biological process: lipid oxidation. The record is from RefSeq and is a predicted model, not a curated record. The transcript is spliced from 9 exons. Bases 528 to 3308 code for a protein of 926 amino acids.
GAAGAUAAGUGUCACGGGAAGAAUAUAAAAUUGUCUUUGUUGCGUUCAUUAUAGAAUUUUUGUUUUUAUUUUUGGAUCAAACGGCUAUAGACGUCCAGACAGCUUCUGUACUGUUUAUUAUAAUUUACAAAGGAUUUCUUCAUCUUCCAUUUUUUUCUCGAAACCUCCUCUUUUUAUUGGUGUGAUAUUUGCUCUGCUUUGGAACCCCCACAGUUCAUUGAAACGUAGCUCUUGUGCAGCCCCAGCUACCUCAUUGGCACGUGUUUCCACGCUCCAUUAACUGAGAUUGUGCAGCUGAACUUGUCAAACAUCAUUAAAGUAAGCAUGGUAAGAACUACAGAAAACACAGAAAGAGAUCACAAUCACCAUUAUCGACUGUCUCUCUCACUCAGAGACUUAAAACUCAGUCCACGCAGUUUUCACAAGCUGCAAACUCUUCUCUCACUGUCUUGGGCAGGGAAACUCCAUUGAUUCUGCCAGCAGCCUCAUUUUUACCUUGACAAGUUGUCAACUUUCUUUUCAUCACCAUGUAUGCAAUGAAACGAGUAUAUUCUCCUUUCAAGUCAGAGCUCACUUUCCGACUAUCUCCGGCGACAUCCAGAGCCUGGAAAGAUGGUUUUUUCUGGAAAACCCGAGUUCCAUCUGGAUCAAAGGUUAGUUGUACGCCCGGGUCAAUCCGAGCAGUGAUAAGCAGUGAUGACAAGGCUUUGGAGCCUUCUAGUAAGGAAGCUAGUAAUAAAGAAGUCGAUGAGAUAGUGUUCUCGAGUUCUAGUGAUAAAUUAGGAAAAGGAGGGAUAGAUGUGAGGGCAGUGAUCACUAUAAGGAAGAAGAUUAAAGAGAAGAUCAAUGAAAAGAUUGAAGAUCAAUGGGAAUACUUUGUUAAUGGGAUUGGUAAAGGGAUCCUGAUUCAACUUGUCAGUGAGGAGAUUGACCCUGAAACCAAUUCAGGGAAGAGUGUACAGGCUUCUGUGAGGGGCUGGAUACCAAAGCCAUCAAAUAAUGAGCAUAUUAUUGAAUACGCAGCUGAUUUCACUGUUCCCUUCGAUUUCGGGAAUCCUGGGGCAGUGCUUGUUACCAAUCUUCAUGGCAAGGAGUUCUACUUGAUGGAGAUUGUAGUUCAUGGUUUUGAUGCAGGCCCCAUUUUCUUCCCUGCAAAUACGUGGAUUCAUUCGAGCAAAGAUAAUCCUGAUAGCAGAAUUAUCUUCAGAAAUCGAGCAUAUCUACCAUCUCGAACACCACCUGGUAUUAAAGAUCUAAGGCGCGAAGACUUGCUCAGUCUCCGUGGUAAUGGAAAAGGCGAGAGAAAGCCUCAUGAUAGAAUUUAUGAUUAUGCUCUUUAUAACGAUUUAGGUAAUCCUGACAAGGAUGACGAACUUGCUAGACCGGUCCUGGGCGGUGAAAAGUGGCCUUAUCCUAGGCGCUGUAGAACUGGUAGACCUCCAACCAAGAAAGAUCCAAAAUGUGAAACUAGAAUCGAAAAGCCACAUCCAGUAUAUGUACCUAGGGAUGAAACUUUCGAGGAGAUCAAGCGGAACACUUUCUCUACUGGAAGGUUGAAAGCUCUGCUUCACAAUCUUAUUCCAGCUAUUGCUGCUACACUGUCAAGUUCAGACAUUCCCUUCACGUGCUUCUCUGAUAUUGAUAAGCUAUAUAAUGAUGGUUUUAUUUUGAAAACUGAGGAGCUAAGUGAAAUAGUCCAGAAUCCCUUUUUGGGAAAUUUUAUGAAGCGGGUUCUUAGUGUGAGUGAAAGGUUGCUGAUAUAUGAUAUUCCAGCUGUUAUAAAGCGGGAUAGAUUUGCAUGGUUGCGUGAUAGUGAGUUUGCUCGCCAGACUUUGGCUGGGGUGAAUCCAGUGAACAUUGAGAUUUUAAAGGAAUUUCCGAUUCUCAGCAAACUAGAUCCUGCUGUGUAUGGCCCUCCAGAAUCAGCAAUCACUGAGGAAUUAAUUGAGCAUGAACUUCAUGGAAUGAGUGUAGAGAAGGCAAUUGAAGAGAAAAGGUUAUUUAUCCUCGAUUACCAUGAUAUGCUUUUGCCAUUUAUCGAGAAGAUGAACUCCUUGCCAGGAAGAAAAGCUUAUGCAUCAAGGACUGUUUUCUUCUAUGAUCAGGCUGGUAUUCUAAGGCCAAUAGUUAUUGAGCUUUCACUUCCCCCAUCACCCUCUUCACCUUGCAACAAACAUGUUUACAUUCAUGGGCCUGAUGCCACGACACAUUGGAUCUGGAAACUAGCCAAAGCUCAUGUCUGCUCAAAUGAUGCUGGUGUUCAUCAACUAGUAAAUCACUGGUUGAGGACUCAUGCCUGCAUGGAGACUUAUCUAAUUGCAACUCACAGGCAGCUUAGUGCAAUGCACCCCAUUUACAAGUUGCUCCAUCCCCAUACACGUUAUACACUAGAAAUUAAUGCACUUGCACGGCAGAGCUUAAUAAAUGGAGGAGGAAUAAUUGAGGCCUGUUUCAGUCCUGGAAAGUAUGCCAUGGAGGUUAGCUCUGCAGCCUACAAGAAUAUGUGGCGGUUUGACAUGGAGGCAUUGCCAGCAGAUCUUGUUCGCAGGGGAAUGGCAGUGGAGGAUCCUUCGAUGCCUUGUGGAGUGAGGCUUGUGAUAGAAGACUACCCUUAUGCUUCAGACGGACUCCUCAUUUGGUCAGCCAUAAAAGAAUAUGUAGAAUCUUAUGUUGAUCACUUCUACUCUGAGCCUAACUCUGUCACAUCUGAUAUUGAGCUCCAAGCCUGGUGGAAUGAGAUAAAAAACAAGGGUCAUUUUGACAAGAGGAGCGAACCAUGGUGGCCUAAACUCGAUACCAAAGAAGAUGUAUCUGGCAUACUUACUACAAUGAUCUGGAUUGCAUCAGGGCAGCAUGCUGCUAUAAACUUUGGGCAGUACCCCUUUGGAGGGUAUGUGCCUAGUCGUCCUACCCUCAUGAGAAAACUCAUCCCGCUAGAAAAUGAACAUGAUCAUGAAAAGUUCAUCCGAAACCCUCAGCAUACUUUCCUGUCAUCUUUGCCAACUCAACUUCAAGCCACCAAAAUAAUGGCUGCUCAGGACACUCUGUCGACUCACUCCCCAGAUGAAGAGUACUUGGGUCAGGUAAGCCACCUGCACAGCCAUUGGAUCAAUGAUCACGAAAUAGUAGAAUUGUUCAAUAGAUUUUCUGCUCGAUUAGAGGAGAUUGAAGGAAUAAUAAACUUGAGAAAUAAGGAUGCCCGCCUUAAAAACAGAAGCGGUGCAGGUGUUCCACCAUAUGAACUGCUCGUUCCCACUUCAGGCCCUGGAGUAACAGGUCGAGGAAUCCCCAAUAGCAUUUCUAUCUAAAAGGUUAGCCUGGUUUAAAAUCAUUGUAAGUGUCAGAUAUUGCUGCCUUUGCCUAGCAUAUACCACUUUCUUUCUCAAAGAGCUUGUUCACCUAGCAUCUGCAAUAAAAUGUGAAGCAUAGAAGCAAUUUCUAUGGUAUUCAUAUUUAGACUAAGCACCUAGAGCUUUAUGAAUACAGUAUAUGACGUAGAAAAAACAAAUCAGAAAGAUCUAAAGUUUGAAUACCAGUGUGUUUGUGUGGUGUAAAUUAUUUUUGAUGUGCUUUGAUCGAUUAAAAAUGGAAGUUCUUUGCA